Asterias rubens (European starfish) is the source of this 704-nucleotide messenger RNA. Its product is annotated as protein Hikeshi-like. The transcript is spliced from 5 exons. Gene Ontology annotation, cellular component: nucleus; cytosol. Gene Ontology annotation, biological process: protein import into nucleus. The record is from RefSeq and is a predicted model, not a curated record. Gene Ontology annotation, molecular function: nuclear import signal receptor activity; Hsp70 protein binding. The coding region runs from base 105 to 704 and encodes 199 amino acids. NCBI's taxonomy places the organism in Eukaryota, Metazoa, Echinodermata, Asteroidea, Forcipulatida, Asteriidae.
UCAUCGUCAGGAGACUGAAGAGGGCUUCAGCAGACUUCGGAACAGCUAAAGAGUACUUAAGAGAAGCCAUCGACUUGAAGAUCCUGUUGCCGUGGCAGAUCGCCAUGGGGACUUGGGAACCACUUUUCGGUCGGAGGGGCGGUUCACCGAUGCCCUUACCCAUCAGAAAAAACAGUUUGUGUUUGCAAAACAAAGAGGUCCAGACGGACAUGCAACAGAUAGACGACACUCAUGUUCUCUUCAACAUUUUCAAUGCGGCUACCAUCAACCACAUCGUUGUCUUCCUGACCGGGACUGGAGCGUUUCCAGAGGGAAUGGGCGGGGCCAUCUACUUCAGUUGGCCGUCACCGGAGGGCGAAAUGGUCUGGAUGUUUCUCGGUUUCAUCACCAACGAAAAGCCAAGUGCCAUUUUUGAAGAAAGUGGAAAACCUACAGGAACAAUCCUUCUUUCCCAGAGCAAGACUAUUGAGAUAUUCCCUAAAGCAAAGCAAGAAAUCAUCUUGACGUCGACUUUGACCAGCUUCUCAGAGUUCUCCAUGAAGAUGUUGGAGAACUUCUACAACUACGCCUCGUCGUUCGGAAUAAACCAGUCGCAGAUGACACCCCAGCCAAACAUCAGCUGGAUCCCCAUGACAGUCCUAGAUAAAUGGUUUCAGAACUUCAAGAAAAAAAUGGCGCAGGAUCAGAACUUUUGGAGGAAGUAA